Molecule: messenger RNA, 1225 nt
Organism: Cornus florida
Lineage: Eukaryota; Viridiplantae; Streptophyta; Magnoliopsida; Cornales; Cornaceae
Exons: 1
Coding region: 202-936 (244 amino acids)
Source: RefSeq, a predicted model, not a curated record
AAGCCAUUCAUUUGACUAUUCUUGCCUUAGAUCUGAGUCUUCCAAACAGAGUAAUAGACUCUUUUUAAGGACUUUGAGCCCCCCUCUCUCAUUUCAUUCUUACCAUAGUCUUUUCCAAAACACAAUCCCAAAACAAUCUCAAAACAAAAACCCUCUUUUUUUGUGUCUGUAGAAUUCCAAAUAUUCACUUUCAAUUCUCAGAUGUUCAGUCCUUUCUUUUGCGGCAGCUUUCAUCAUCAGCUAGAAGAAGAUGAUGAGCUGCCCUGCAGCCCGAACUCGCCAACGAGGAGAUCAAGAAAAGCAGCAAGAGACAGCAAGAACCCGUAUUCGAAUCGCGGCCUGGACAAGUUCUCUGCGCUCCUAGCUGACCUCGAAGACAAGAAGCAGAAGAUAUACACAGAGAUGGGCGCGCAGGACAUCUCCUUCGUCCGUUUCGUGUACUCGAGCUCCAACGACUGCAAGCCGAUUGUCGUGAAGAUGAGAGACAGCAAAAAACCAGACAGAAUCAAUGUUGAAGACACCAAAGACAAGCCCAUGACACAAGAUUCGGAGGCAACGGAUCAGUACUGCGCGAUUGAAAACGAAGUCCAAGGACCGACUGCGUAUCAAGGGACGAAGAAGAAGAGGUUGACAUGGAAGAAUUUGAAGCUCGAGAAUUGGAGGCGGCCUUCUUAUUACUUGCCGGUGAUCAUAUUGCUGAUUCUGCUGUGUUUGGCCAUGUUUGGGAGGUCAUUUGCCAUUUUGUGUACAUCUAUAGGGUGGUACCUGGUGCCUACCAUCAAAAUGGGUAGCUCGAAUCCGAAAAGGCCAAGAAAGAAGAAAGAGUACGUGAGAAAAUUGAGUGAGAACAAGAUAAGAAAUGAUGGAUUAUCUUCUCCUAGAAGUGUCAUUUCGGACUUUUCACCUAGAGACCACGGCCACCGCAAGAGUUGGUGAAGAUGAUCCCUAAUUAAAUGCAUGCUUUCUUGUGCACAUAUAUAUAUAUAUUUUUUUAAAUUAUUUUUGGGGUAAGGUUUUUCUCUUGAUGUGUUCAUAGUUUUGGUUUUUUUAUUUUAUUUUUUGAUUUUUUUUUGGUUGCUGAAUAUGUUGGGGUUGGGUUGAAAAUUCAAUCUCUUUGACAUGUUCAUCAAUGUAAAUAGUGGCACUGUGGGUUGAGUUGGUGCAGAAAGCAUUAUGUGAUGUUUAGAAAAAAAAACAAGCUAUGUAUUUAAGUGGUUUUGUUAAA